This is a messenger RNA of Gamsiella multidivaricata, 566 nucleotides long. RefSeq lists its product as uncharacterized. Bases 192 to 425 code for a protein of 77 amino acids. NCBI's taxonomy places the organism in Eukaryota, Fungi, Mortierellomycota, Mortierellomycetes, Mortierellales, Mortierellaceae. The transcript has a single exon. The record is from RefSeq and is a predicted model, not a curated record.
AGAGAGAGAGAGAGUGUGUGUGUGUGUGUGUGUGUGAGUAAAGUGAGACGAACAAAGUGUCGCGUCGUGUCGCGCAGUCCAGUCCAUGUGGUCACAGACACACCUUGCGUCCAGACACGCCUGAACGCGUGGCGUUUCAGAUCGAGUCUGAUUUUUUCUAUAGGCGGAUAGUGUUUGAGGAUCGGGCGGGUAUGAUCAUAUUUACCUUCCUUUUUUGGAACCUUCGACAGACGAACCAAUCGCGCGUUCCCCUGUCCGUCUCCUUCUCUCGUUGUUUUGCUCGCUCGCUCGUUGUUCUCCUGCCCUUGCCUCUCACUCACUCACACACUCACUCACUCACCCACUCACUCUCGCACCCUCUCGAACAGUCUCUCCGCUUCUAUUUUUUUUUUCUGUAUACCCACAUCUCUGUGCAGUGUAUAUAGAGCUUCAAUAGCCUGUUUUUCACUAUGGGGUGCCCACUCUUUUGUUGCUUCCCCCCUCUCUUGCCAUAUCUUCAUCCAAACACUCACUCAUUCCUUCAUUUACUCCUUCAUUCAUCUAUUCAUUCAUCUAUUCAUUCAUCU